Messenger RNA from Psilocybe cubensis, 834 nucleotides. RefSeq lists its product as uncharacterized. Lineage: Eukaryota; Fungi; Basidiomycota; Agaricomycetes; Agaricales; Agrocybaceae. Gene Ontology annotation, biological process: peroxisome fission. Gene Ontology annotation, cellular component: peroxisomal membrane. The transcript is spliced from 5 exons. The record is from RefSeq and is a predicted model, not a curated record. Bases 1 to 834 code for a protein of 277 amino acids.
AUGAACCCACAUUCUUCACAUCCUCCUCGAACACCGCGUACUUCAAUGCACGCUAGCUCAUCAAAUAACUACUCUGCGAGCAUAUAUGAGACCAAGGAGGAGAUAGAAGAGAAGGUUGACCCAGAGGACUUUGAAGUUGAUCUUGAAGAGGAGAGAGUUCAGGAGGCGGAGAAGAGAAUCACAAAGGAGGAAGUUUGGCGCGAGAUGUUUGUGACGAGCAACGGAAGGGACAAGGCUUUUAUCUUAGCGCAGCAAUCUGUGCCUUUUUCUGCAGAAGUGUCUACGGAGAAGGCUAAGAAGGUGCAAAAACCAUUUUUGCAUACCAUACUGUACGCACCACCGCCCGUUCUACUGGAACUAGCGAAUGCUGCUGCGGAUGAUGUUGCUACAUGGUCGAGGCUAGGAUUACUAGGGAAAAAGAUUGGCAGCCGAGCGGAGGACUUUUCCAACUGGUGUUGGUUGCUCUCCACCCUUGUCGGGCUAGUCGAAAAUGGGGUGGAGCGACAAAUGAUUAAUAGCUUGGAAGCCGAAGUUGAGGGCCGCCUAUAUAAAGAGUCCAUGACGGGCGCGACUGCUAAAUCAAAGCCGAAAUCAACGAAAUUGGACGAGAAGGAACUAGCGAGGCUCAGAAAACAAGAUUACUGGUUGCAAGUGACGCGCGCGAAGCUUCUUAUGGACCUGAUCUUCGUUUCCUAUGAUGUUUUCAAUCUUCGAAGAGGUCGCGACACGAUCAAGGCGUUUGCAGGUCUCACGGCAGCGAUUUUGAGCUCUGCGAAGCUUUACGAUCGUCAUAAGAAUGCACUUCUCAAGACCCUUUUGACAUCGACAUCAUGA